This is a messenger RNA of Camelina sativa (false flax), 1167 nucleotides long. The record is from RefSeq and is a predicted model, not a curated record. Lineage: Eukaryota; Viridiplantae; Streptophyta; Magnoliopsida; Brassicales; Brassicaceae.
AUGUGUUACCGUUGUGAGAAUUUUCUACAAGAGGCGAAAGUAAAAUUGGUCCUCAAGAACCUUCUAGAGGCUUAUGACAAGAAGUGGGAUUUCAUAGAAGCUGAAGACUAUAAGGUCCUCAUUGAUGCAAUCUUCGAGGAGGAAGAUCCGCAGGCCACUGAAACGAAGAAGAAGCAAGAGAAAAGGGAGAUUAAACCUUUGGUGAAUGAGGAAGAAGACGAAAUGGAUGAAGAGGAAAUUCCUUUGAAAAAGAGAUUGCGCCCAAAGCGAGGAAGAGGUUGUGACAACAACACAAGCCUUAGCAUAUGCAGUGCCAUAUCACAGAAGCCAAACAAAGAUGCUUCCAAGAUUCAGCCUGAAGAGGAAGAUGAAGAUGAUGAUGAACUACCACCUUUAAAGAGGUACAUACGCAGAAGUGGUGAAAGAGGAUUGUCAAUGACUGUGUAUAAUAAUGCAAGUCCUAGCUUCAGCAGUCGCAUGUCAAUGGAUCCCGAAGAAGUACCAUCAAUACUUCCAUUGCCAGCUGUUCCUACACAAGAUGAAAAGGACUCUGAGGACGGUGCACUUAUUAUUCUCAACGAUGAGGAUGAGCCCAAUACCGAUCAUAAGCCUCUGAUUUUAGAUACAGGGAACUGCUCAGCUCCCAUGCUUGAGAUGGAGAAAUCAAAUACUCAUGUGGAAGAACGGGAUAGAGAAACUGAAGAGAUUCUCAGGAUUACUACUACCAAGGAUGUUCCUCCUUCAGCUACUGCUGCUUCGGUUGAAUUAGCUUCUUCGACAUCUGGUGAGGCGAAGAUUUGUCUAACUUUCUCGCCUGCAACUGGAGAAACAACGAGUUUGUGUUUGCCUUCUAUGGAGGAUUUUCGCAGAGCAAUGGAAGAGAAGUGCCUCAAGUCAUACAAAAUUGUUCACCCCGAGUUUUCAGUCCUUGGGUUCAUGAAGGACUUGUGUAGCUGUUACGUAGACAUGGUAAACAAUUCAACCAACCAGUCACUUGAAACAGAAACCGUGAGUAAGGUGGGUGAUGAAAGCGCUGCAGCUUGUUCGAUGGGGUUGGUAGUUGUUCCUGAAUGUGAGAUCUCUUCAGAUGGCUGGAGAGCAAUUAACAAUGUAAAGGACAUUACCGUUGGUGAAGAAAACGUUGAGAUUCCAUGGAUGCUCCAGUGA